Messenger RNA from Cercospora beticola, 435 nucleotides. RefSeq lists its product as uncharacterized. The record is from RefSeq and is a predicted model, not a curated record. Gene Ontology annotation, molecular function: ubiquitin-protein transferase activity; metal ion binding. Gene Ontology annotation, biological process: protein autoubiquitination. Lineage: Eukaryota; Fungi; Ascomycota; Dothideomycetes; Mycosphaerellales; Mycosphaerellaceae.
AUGGCCGCCCAACAACCAACCAAGGCCGACUUCCUUAAGUCCCUCAAGCCGCUCAACAAACAAGAAUGCCCAAUAUGUUUCGAGAACAUGAAGAAUCCCACCCAGCUGCCGUGUAAGCACAUUUAUUGCCUCAAGUGUAUCAAGAUGUGGCUCAAGGAUAUGUCCAAUUCUUGCCCAAGCUGCCGCGCCCCGCUCUAUCAGGCCGAGAUCGAGGAAGAUGAUGAGUGGGAAGAGCCGGAGCCUGCGGUGGUUGCAGGACCACCAGUAGCAGCAGUAGCACCACCACCGCCGCCGCCACCAGUAGCAGCACGAGCAGCACCGGCAGCAGCACGAGCAGCGAGAGCACUAGCACCAGCACCAGCAGCACGAGCAGCACGAGCAGCACGAGCAGCGCCCGCAGAGCUUGGCACUGUCGAUAAUCCGAUCGUUUUGUAG